Scleropages formosus (Asian bonytongue) is the source of this 5163-nucleotide messenger RNA. RefSeq names its product transmembrane protein 38A (gene tmem38a). Gene Ontology annotation, biological process: potassium ion transmembrane transport. NCBI's taxonomy places the organism in Eukaryota, Metazoa, Chordata, Actinopteri, Osteoglossiformes, Osteoglossidae. Gene Ontology annotation, molecular function: identical protein binding; potassium channel activity. Gene Ontology annotation, cellular component: membrane. The transcript has 6 exons. The record is from RefSeq and is a predicted model, not a curated record. Bases 704 to 1591 code for a protein of 295 amino acids.
CGCUUGAGCCUAACAAACGUGUGAGUUGAAUCUAGUAGUCGUUCAGAACUAAUUACUGAGUGAGACAGUCAGUGAGUGGUGGAUGUCGAAGCGCUUCGGUCACGUUUCAUUCGGCAAACUGAUCUGCGUUUGCACUUUCUGUAACGACUCAAAAACAUUUAAUUCUACAGGUAAUCUACUGUUACGUUUCCGUAUGAUAGACGUAAAGAAACGAUCCAGUAGCGGUACAAGAAUACGUGGCGUUAAUCAACCUGCUGGUUCGUGGCGUGGGCUGGUUUGUGGUUAACGACAGGGACGCACUAGUAUAGCUUUUUUAUACAGAUUUUUUUGUAAGAAGAGCUUCCUGAUCAGCAGUACUUCGCAGCGGCGUUCCAAAACCGGGCAGUGUGUUCCGUGGCAUACGCCGCAUUCAUCAUCAGUUCAGAAACAAUGAGCCUUAAUGUUCCGUCCUUCCGUUCUCCAUAAAUAAAUGAGAGUUUUGCCGUCGUGCCUCGCUAAAAGAAAGCCUUCGCGCGCCCGAUGACGUCAGGUGAAGCAGUCCCGCGGCUGUGAGCUCGGGGCGCGCGGCCCUGCAGCCGAACCUGUAUUAAUAGUACGGGUCGCGCGCUCGUUCCCACUCGUGGAGUCGCAGGGCCGGGGCCGGUGGAGCUGGAAGGAGCCACCAGUGUUUUCUUGCCUGCUUGUAGUGUAGCUGAGGACAAGCAUGGACGUGCUGGCGAUUUUGAAUUUGGGCGAAAUUGCCCAAUAUUUUUCAAAAAUGGCAAUGUUUCCAGUUUUUGAUCUUGCAUAUUACAUCGUUUCAAUACUCUACCUCAAGUAUGAACCAGGGUCAGUGGAGGUGUCUCGAAGGAGUCCCGUGGCUUCCUGGCUUUGUGCCAUGCUUUACUGUUUUGGGAGCUACAUCCUGGCGGACAUCAUGCUUGGAGACUCUCCCAUUGACUAUUUCCACAACAACAGCCACAUACUCCUUGCUACAGCUGUCUGGUACCUCAUAUUUUUCUGCCCUCUCAACUUAUUCUACAAAUGUGUGACCUUCCUGCCUAUCAAGCUUGUGCUGGUGGCUAUGAAAGAGGUGGUCCGUACUCGCAAAAUUGCAGCCGGGGUGCAUCACGCUCACCACGCCUAUCACCACGGUUGGUUCAUCAUGGUCAUCACAGGUUACGUCAAAGGAGCUGGAGUGGCUUUGAUGUCCAACUUUGAGCAGCUCCUGCGUGGAGUUUGGAGACCUGAGACCAACGAGAUUCUGAAUAUGUCAUUCCCUACAAAGGCCAGCCUGUAUGGAGCCAUUCUGUUCACGCUUCAGGAGUCGCACUGGCUGCCUGCAUCUAAGAGCACUCUAAUUUGUCUCUUUACUCUGUUUAUGGCCACUUCUAAGGUUAUUAUGACUGCCCGUCACUCUCAUGGAUCUCCUUUUGCUCUGAUUGAAUCCUGGGUGUGCCACCUGCUGUUUGGCUCCCCCCUUGGAAGCUCUGAGGACUCCCACGACCACCAUCACCCUGCACCUGUUGCUGCUGCCCCAGCCUCUCCCACUAAAACCAAGGAGGAGCUGAAUGAGGGUACCCGUAAAAGAAAGUCCAAGAAGGCAGAGUAGAUGUUCGGCUAGGGGUAUGGAAGAAAUCGAACAAAGUUCACCACCACCAAGAAGAACCGAAAGCAUCUGAUUGCCCUCUUUUGUUCAGCAACUGGCCCUGUACACAUGUUGCAUUCUGCCAGUGAAAAUUAACUCUCACGUUACUUGCUGGGAGAUGGGACCGUUUGGUGCAUACAAGAAAACCGUUUAUGGUAUAAGAUGGAUUUUUAGUAAUGUGACCUACAGUUUAAAUACAAUUAAAAUACUGUAAAUAGCUUCAAAUUUCAAUUUGGGCAAGUUAAUAUUAGCGAGUACAUUUAACAGAGUAAUCUAUUUAUGUAUUUAUUUAUUUUCAGGUGGGAAUUUUCUGCUCUUGAAUGUAAAAUCUGUGGUGGUGUUGAUGAAUUACCAGCUUGCUUUACACAGCUUUGCUUUUUCUCUUAACUGCUAUAAAUGUCUCUGUUCCAGAUAUAGGAGUUCCAGCUAACUAUUAAGUAAAGUUCGUAGUAUAUUAAUUUAAAAAUUUCCUUUAGAUUUAAUUUCUAUUAAUACUUAAUUUAAGAUUUCACUUAAUUAAAGACAGGUUCAUCACAAUGUAGAAAGAAACCACAGGACUGCACUCUUAUUUUUAAACCACACAGGGAUCAUUCACACCCCAUAGAUUUAAAAAAGUCAGAUGCAUCACCUGAAAUAAAGCUAAGGUACUGCUUUCUUUGGAAAAGUGGGAGAAAUGUAUUGUCUUGCUUACUUUUCAGUUUUUGAAGAUGCACAGCAGAGGAUACAUGUUUCAGUACAGCAGGUUUUCUCUAGACACUUGGGCAGAAAAACAUAAGUCAGCACUCCAUUGUCAAAAGAGAAAGGAAGACAGGGUCCAGCCUAGGGCAAUCUCUGGAGAAUAAGAUACACCUAAGAUGAGUUUAAGUACUUGACUCUAGUGCUAAAAAAAGAUAUGGGUGAUCAUUUGGAUCACUUGUUUGGGUAAAAAAAAAACAGCCUCGGCUUGUCACAGGUUCCGCUGUGAGCUGGACCCUGGUAUGCUUGCUUUCUCAAGCAGGCUCAGAAAGAUGGACUGGAGAUUGUGCAAUUUUAUAAAAAAUUAAAUCAAGCAGGACUGGACUCCCUGGACCCAUUCUAAUUCACUCCAAGUAAACCAUGGAGAGAAGCGGGCUCCACAAUGCCAACUGUUCCAGAAGCAUCGAAAUGGGUUCAGAAGUUAAAUAUGUGAAAUCACAUUUGACACUCAGGAAGCACAGUGACACAGCAGGUUGCAGUGGUGCCUCACAGCAGCUGGGCUGUGAGUGUGGGAGUGGAUUUGAAUAUGGUUCAAUUUGUGCAAAAUCUUCUCUUCAUAUUCAUCAUCUUCUUCCCAUGUUUGUGUGGUUUUCUUCUCACAGUCCAGAGACGUGUUUCAGGUGAAUUGCCCAUAGUGUGUACCAAUCUGAGUGACUAUUUCUGAUUGACCUAUAAUAGAUUAGCACCCUGUCCAGUGUUUACCCUGCCUCGUGCCUCAUGCUUCCAGGAUAGGCUCUGGACCGCUGUGAUCCUGCACUGGACAAGCAUUAUUGACAAUAGAUGGAAACACAGUGAAUUUACAUUUUCAUCUACUGUGAACCUGAAUUGGACAAGUGGUUACUGUAACAACCAUAGGCAUCUGGAUUGCUGUUAACUUCCUAAAGAGGACUGAAGUGCCAGAAAAAAACCCUGUAUGGUUUUCCAUUUUUAUUAGGUCUGACUCCCCUGGCCUUUUGCCUUGUAGCAUAUUGGUUACUGUUGUAGCAUAUGAGCUGGGAGGGGCUGAUAGCCCAGCUAUUUAGAUUGGCAUGAAGCUGGAGCUCAGAGGUGGGAUACUGCACCACAAUAGAGGACAAAUUUUUGGUAAUCAAGUGGGCUGUCCUCACCCUCUGGUGCUGGCUGUUUAGCUAAGCUCUUUAUCCUCUGCACUGAUCCUGUCUUUCUGCAGUGUCCACACAGAACGGAAGACAACAUUGUUCAGAUCCCUCCGCAAUGGUCCUCAGUGGUACGUUCCAGCUGUUUCAGUGCCAUGUGCUUCUCCACCCACUACUCACAACAUUUGUGUCAGUGUUAUUCCAGUAAGAGUUGGGAGAUGAACAGUGGAAAUGGGGGAACCAGAGAGGGGUGGCACUUUGUGGAGGAAAAGGGGCAAGGGCCUCUCUGUAAACACAUCAGGAGUAUAGUGAUAACAAAUGUACUGGCAUCAAUCUCAUUCGGUGCCCAGGGAUGAACACAUUUGUAGAAGUCACAGAAAUAAGAACAGGAAAAAGAUAACCAAAUCAGUAAUAGCAAUGAGAAAGGAAUACAUGUUAAUUUAUAUGAAAAUGUUUACUUGUUACCACAGUCUAGGUUGUCAGGUUGGUUUAUAAAUGUUUAUUUGAAUAAUUUACCAAUUAGUAAGAUCCUGUCACAUGUAGGAUCUAUGAUGUGUAUUCUUUUCUGUCUUAUGAGUGUUCACUUCCACAUCACCCACAUUCAGUGAGUGAAUUUUGACAGUUAAUUCUGUAAAAUAUCAACCUUUUGCCAAAGAAUGUGAUAUAGUACAUCAAAACAACAUAAAACUGGGUUCCAGAUCAAAUCUGGCAGAAGCUACAGUUUACUUUCAUUGCUCUCAUCUUUUGUAACAUUCUGUAUUAUGGCUACAGGGUAGGCAUAUAUGCAUCACAUUUUAAUAUAUACAUUCACAAACACAACAACUGCUUUAAUUUUCACUAAUCUUCCCAUUCAGUUGUGUCACAGAUAUAUUAAAAAAUACCUGAAAGCCAAAAAUUUGAUCUGAGUUUUACUGGAGAUGUUUCGGAGCUUGUUCCUUUUUUUGUUCAUUGAGAGAAAAAAUGGCCUCUAUAUAAGAUGAGCAAAAAAAUGGAGGUAUAAGUAACUGGCUGUUUAUAGUAUUCUAUUUGAAGAGUCUACACAACAAACAAAUUUUGCAUUGAAUAAAUAUACUGAUAGUAACAGUGACAUCUGUGGACCAGAAGUCAACUGUGUUUUUCAGAGUGUUGAUUCCUUUUUCUAUCAGGGACCGACAUGCUAUUGUUUGUACCUGUACAAACUUACAACAAUAAACAUACGUAUUAGAAAAAAUACUGAGUGAGCUGCAAUAAACUGUAAAACUUUUUUCAAGCCAGUGUUUACUAAUUAAUUUUUAUGCAUUAAAUGAGGCAUUCCCUAGCUAGGUAACUAUCAAAUCAGUUUGAUUGGGUAAAAUAAGUUCACAGACUGUGAUUAACCAUAUAGGAUUUAAGUUGUAAAAUGGUCCAGAAUAAUGACUUGCACACAAACAUUUUUCAUUUUAAAGCUUGCCCCUACCACUACUGUAUUGCCUUUAAACUAUAAAUUUAUUCUAAACUGCACCAGGAUAAACAGUUGUAUUUUUUGAAUAAAGGUGUCAGAUAAAAGGCAGAUUAAUGCCAAAAUUGUUCAUUUUGGGAAGUGGGCAAAAUAGUGCUGAAACCCAUCAACCUUGUAGGCGUGUUAACAACUGUUCUGUAAGGAAUCCAAUCCUGAUUGAAUCCAUCAGUUUUUCUCAGUGAUCUAUUUUUUGAGUACAGUUCAGUUGCUGUUUUCUGCUGCAAGUCCUC